UACUGCAGCUUUAUCUGAGGGUUUAGGGCUUAGCUCUUUUUCAUUUUGCUGAUUUAGAAGGUCCAUGAUGGCUGGGCUCAGGUCAUCAGCACUGAUAACAGUUCUUAUACUCACGUUUAGGAGCUAUGAAGCAGUGACCCAGACUGGAUCCUGCAGGCUUGUGUGUGACCCUUUCCAAGGCAAGGGCAGUACACAUGAGCUGGGUGCAAAUGGUUUGGUCAUCCCAUUGUCAUCUUCUGGAGGGGGUCCUACAGGUCCUGCAGGGCCACCAGGAAAAGCAGGACCUCCAGGACCGCCUGGACCUAAAGGACAGGGAUCUCUUGCAAAGGGACCAAUAGCCUUUUAUGUAGCACUGAAGGAAGACUUUGGGAAAGAAGACGUUCUGAAGUUCAGUACGGUGACGACGAAUCUGGGUGGCCGCUAUGACUCCUCCACUGGAACAUUCACAUGCAAUUUAGCUGGCGUGUACCAUUUUAGUUACCACAUAGUGAAGAGUGGACUUAGCCUCAGAGCUGACCUGGUGCUUAAUGACCACAAGAUUGUGGCGAGUGCAGUGGCAGUAGAUGCGCUCCACACUGACACAGCCAGUAACAGCGCAGUGCUGCAGCUCAGAGCAGGUGAUCGGGUGUACGUGCGCCUGAAUAAGAGUGACAGCACACUUAAGGACUCCCAGAACCUCUUCAGCACCUUUUCAGGCCACUUGCUAUAUGAGCUUUGAGACACACGCUUUUCUGAUUGCUGAAUCUCAAGCACAUUCUAUGUCUUUCCCCAACUAUCUCUGCAUUUGUGCUAGAAAGCAUCUGUAUUAUUCUCUGAAUAAAAGGAAAGCUUUGUCACCA
This is a messenger RNA of Silurus meridionalis, 839 nucleotides long. RefSeq lists its product as uncharacterized. The coding region runs from base 65 to 718 and encodes 217 amino acids. The record is from RefSeq and is a predicted model, not a curated record. The transcript is spliced from 2 exons. Gene Ontology annotation, molecular function: protein binding. Lineage: Eukaryota; Metazoa; Chordata; Actinopteri; Siluriformes; Siluridae.